UCAUGUGAAAUACAUAAAGUCAGUUAAUGGUUAAAAACAAACAGUAAUUACGCUAAGAGUGUUUAAAUAUACUGGUUACUAUGUUUUCUAUCGUUUAAAAGUAAGAUUUAUUCAUGUUGAUCUGUGAUCUACUUAGUAGUCUGUGUCAGAUGUUCAUCUGUGAUCGAUUGCUUCGGUCUCCACCUGCAGAGCAGGGAGAUCGCGCUCUUUUCUGUUAUUCUAUAAAACGCUCUGGAUGAGGAAACACACCACGAUCACGCUCGUGAUUCUUUCUUCGCUUUUUCCACGAGUUGCAGAGUAAUGAGGAGAAACUUCUGAUCAGAGACUUGUUCAAAACCUACAGCAAAAACAUCCGCCCUGUGGUAAAUCCUGAGGACAUACUGCAGAUUAAGAUCAUGUUGACCCUCACUAACCUGAUCUCUCUGAAUGAAAAGGAGGAGACUCUCACGACCAAUGUGUGGAUUGAAAUUCAAUGGACUGAUUAUCGUCUCGCCUGGAACGAAUCUGAAUAUUUUGGCAUUAGCGUGAUUCGUGCCCCAUGUAACAUGGUUUGGCUCCCUGACAUAGUGCUUGAGAACAACAUUGAUGGCAAGUUUGAUGUGGCCUACUAUGCCAAUGUAUUGAUUUAUAGCAAUGGUGGGAUGUACUGGCUGCCUCCUGCUAUCUACCGCAGCACUUGUGCCGUUGAGAUUACCUACUUUCCGUUCGAUUAUCAGAAUUGCACGCUGGCAUUCAGAUCCCAGACAUACAGCGCCAGUGAAGUGGACCUGAUCUUAGCUGAUGAAGAAACAGGGCAAACUAUUGAGUGGGUGAACAUAGACCCUGAGGCUUUUACAGAAAAUGGCGAGUGGGCCAUCGUCCAUCGUCCAGCCAGGAAGAUAAUCAACAAACGGUAUUCCCCAGAUGACCUGGAGUAUCAGGAGAUCAUGUUCAAUAUAAUCAUCCAAAGGAAGCCCCUUUUCUACGUCAUCAAUAUCAUCCUGCCUUGCUCCCUCAUCUCCUCACUGGUCGUACUGGCCUACUUCCUUCCUGCACAAGCUGGUGGACAAAAGCUGACUGUGGCCAUCUCUGUCUUACUGGCUCAGACUGUCUUCCUCUUCCUUAUCGCCCAGAAGAUCCCUGAGACAUCUCUGUCUGUGCCUCUCAUCGGCAAGUACCUGAUCUUUGUUAUGAGUGUGACGACUCUCAUUGCCACGAAUCAAAUUGUGGUGCUGAACUUCUCCCUGCGUAGCCCAAACACUCAUACCAUGUCUCCAAGCAUCAAGCAUGUGUUCCUAGAGAUGGUACCUCGCUUUCUAGGCAUGUCCCCGCUGGUGGAUGACAGCGAGGUGACAACAGAGAUGAAUGGAGUGAGAGAGCGACGUCGCAGCUCUUUUGGCCUCAUGCAGAGAGCAGAGGAAUAUGUUUUGAAACAACCUCGCAGUGAAAUGAUGUUUGACAAACAGAGAGAGAGACAUGUUCUCAAGGGAUCUGUUGUGGAUAACAUAGAUGUCAGUAGCACCGCCAACCUCUAUAAGAGCUUGGCCCAAGCUGCACCUGAGAUCAAGCAGUGUGUGGAUGCCUGCAACUUCAUUGCUGAGAGCACAAGACAACAAAAUGAUAUUGGAUCUGAAAUUGAAAGCUGGGUGCUGAUUGGGAAGAUGAUCGACAAGGUGUGUUUCUGGGCUGCCAUCCUCCUCUUCAUCAUCGGUACAGUGUGGAUCUUCUUAACAGGACACUUCAACAGGGCACCUGAUUUUCCAUUUCCUGGGGACAACAAAAAAUAUGCUCCCAGUUAAAAUAAAGUUAAAAUGAAAUUAUUUACUUUGAUCAAACCUUUCCAAGGGCCACUGUGCCUCACGCUUGUUUUAAGAGCUGAGGAGCCCCAGGUUCAGAUUGAGGACUUUAAUUACCGAGAUUUUACAACCUUCAUCUGUUUUUAUUGUCACAGGCUCAGACUGUUCUUGAUGGACACAUGUCAGGCGGUAGAAGGAUUUCAUUUAAAUUUCAGUUUUCUUCUUAAUCUAAGAUCUUUACAUGAAUACAUCACACAAGUGAAUGAGGUCUGGUUCAAAGACUGUACAUCAACAUUUUUUAAAACAUGUUAUGAGCUUUAGUUGACUAUCUUUUGUCGGCUUUAAUGAAUCACACUGCAAAAUAUAUCUGCCAAAGUCUGGAUAAGUUUUCCUGCAUGUACUAUGUCUUAUAUAAAGAAGCCAGCCAACUCCGAAUUGAAGCCUUAUUCUGUUAGUACUAUGACUUAUUUAUUAGAAUGUUUUGUUAGAAGUAGAUGAAUCAGAGAUAUUGUAUUGAUUUAU
Notolabrus celidotus (New Zealand spotty) is the source of this 2297-nucleotide messenger RNA. RefSeq names its product cholinergic receptor, nicotinic, epsilon (gene chrne). Gene Ontology annotation, biological process: chemical synaptic transmission; nervous system process; regulation of membrane potential. Gene Ontology annotation, cellular component: synapse; postsynaptic membrane; neuron projection. Gene Ontology annotation, molecular function: acetylcholine-gated monoatomic cation-selective channel activity; transmembrane signaling receptor activity. The transcript has 12 exons. The record is from RefSeq and is a predicted model, not a curated record. NCBI's taxonomy places the organism in Eukaryota, Metazoa, Chordata, Actinopteri, Labriformes, Labridae. Bases 396 to 1778 code for a protein of 460 amino acids.